AUGGGAAGAAAAAAAUACGAUUCAAGAAGCAAAAGCAAAAGUAGAAGUCGCAGCAGAGAAAAAAAACAUAAAAAACAAUAAUAAUAAUAAUAAGAAAAAAAAAGGACAAAAUUUUCAGACGCCCCGAUCUAACCUUUAAAUUAAUAAUCGGACAAGCCAUCUGGUGAAUGGAACUAAGAUAAAUAUUGCUUUAAUCCAAAUCCUACAUUAGAUGAUCAAUUAAAAACUCAACUAAAAUCCAUUUUAGAUGAUGCUUAAAGAAAGCAUGAUUUAGGAAAUCCACAUGAUAUAGAAAUAAAAUCAUAAAACUUAAACGCCUUAGUAUUAUAAUAGGCAGGUAUAUAAGCAUAACCUUAACCUUAGGAAGAUUUGCAAAGUCAAUUGGGUAUGAAAACAAUUGUUAGAACUAUUGAUAUUCCCACAGAUAGCAGUUUUAAUUAUGUAGGAUUGAUUAUAGGACCUAAAGGGUCAAAUUAGAAAAGAAUAUAGGAAAAAACUAGGUGUAAGAUUAUUAUUAAAAACGAACCUCCAAAUCCUAAUAUUUAAAUUUACGGACUAACAGAAAAAGAAGUGGCAGAGGCUUGUUGUGAAAUUGAAAGAAUUCUCUUUAGUGAUGAGGCUACUAGAAAUAAAAUUAAAAGCGAAUAGUUAAAAGAGGUUGUUGCGGAUCAUAAUAAUAAUUGUUAAGGAGUUAAUCCUAAUACAGCUUAAAAUAAAUUUAUUGUCAAAGUUCCUAUUAAUUAUGUUGGAUUAGUUUUAGGUAAGGGUGGAGAGACAAUAAAAUAAAUUAAAAAUUAAAGUUAAGCUUCAUAUAUUUUAAUGGAUUCGAAUUAAAAUUAAGGAGAAGAAUUUAAAGAUUUUACUGUAUAUGGUACUAAAGAAUAAUGUGAAUUAGCAAAUAAACUUAUUUUCGAUUAUAUUGAAUAAUAUAAAAAUAAUACAAAAAAGGAUACUUUUGAAGUUCCUGUGGAAAUUGUGGGAACAUUUAUAGGAAAAAAUGGAUGUAAUAUUAUAAAUAUAAACAGGUGUAGUGGUGGAGCGAAAAUUGUGAUGAAUAAUAAUGUAUUGAAUGUCCAAAAAACACAUAAAAUAUUUGAAAUUAUCGGAAAUGAUUCACAAAUUUAAAACGCAAAACAUUUGUGUUAGAAUUUGCUAGAUUAAUUAACUUAAUAAUAAUAAAGUACUUAAUAAUAAUAAACUCCGGCAGCUUAUAAUCCUUAGAUGGCUAUGUAAUAUUAAUAUUAAUAAAUGCUUAUGUAAUAAUAGUAAUAAAUGCAAUUGUAAUAAUAUUAUUAUUAACUAAAUUAACCUCAAAUAGAAGAAAUUACCCUGGAUGAUAAAAAUAAGUAAUGAAAAUAAUUUAAAUA
Messenger RNA from Ichthyophthirius multifiliis, 1367 nucleotides. Its product is annotated as kh domain protein. The record is from RefSeq and is a predicted model, not a curated record. Lineage: Eukaryota; Ciliophora; Oligohymenophorea; Hymenostomatida. Gene Ontology annotation, biological process: regulation of gene expression. Gene Ontology annotation, molecular function: mRNA binding. The transcript has 2 exons. Gene Ontology annotation, cellular component: cytoplasm; nucleus.